UAGGUCCGUGGUUUGUGGGCUAUGUUUUAGACGAUUAUAUAGGCAUCAGUUUCGUGUGGGGUAUGCUUAUUGAUGGCUCGUACCUGCCGGGAGGUAUUACCUACGUAUUGGGCUCUAUAUUCCUAUUGUUACUCCAUAUGCCGAUCGCAAUCUGUUUAACGCAUAUCAUAUACUGCCGGCGCCAACAGCUUUAUGGCACAAACAGCACCGGUUUUGUCAAUACUUAUUGCCAUUUAAGACAUUUGUUUUUCAUGUUUUUCAUCUUAUGUCACGUCCUCUUUUCGUUGAACUUCUAUUUCGCGUACGGAUUGUUGGCUUACGUGUUGGGAAUGUUCACCACCUGGUCGUACAUCGUGUACAUUGUCUUAUGGAAGGUGUCGGUGAGUCUGAGCGCACAGUCAUUCCCGGAGCCGAUGCGUCCGAAGUACAGGAAAGCCAAAGAUUUUGACGAAAUCAGCGAACACUCGAGUCUUACGCGACCGCCCAUUAGGAAGUGACCGCACGUUAAGCCUUAUAGUGAACUACUGGUGCGGUGAUUGUGUUUAUGUAUAAUACAGUAUAAUCAGGGUUCUUUCAUAGUUAUAUACCGGUGUUGUGGUUAUGAUUAUUUUGUUGUUCACUAUAAGCGGUUUAUGUGUAGAAUUA
Oppiella nova is the source of this 645-nucleotide messenger RNA. The record is from the annotation of a GenBank genome assembly. NCBI's taxonomy places the organism in Eukaryota, Metazoa, Arthropoda, Arachnida, Sarcoptiformes, Oppiidae.